This is a messenger RNA of Cinclus cinclus, 1521 nucleotides long. RefSeq names its product charged multivesicular body protein 5 (gene CHMP5). The record is from RefSeq and is a predicted model, not a curated record. Gene Ontology annotation, biological process: late endosome to vacuole transport via multivesicular body sorting pathway; vesicle budding from membrane. The transcript is spliced from 8 exons. Gene Ontology annotation, cellular component: multivesicular body. Bases 346 to 981 code for a protein of 211 amino acids. Lineage: Eukaryota; Metazoa; Chordata; Aves; Passeriformes; Cinclidae.
CUAUUUCUUUAAAAUGUUAAAUCUUAACAGUUUGGAGGCUCAACUGCUAUUCCUCCUGGGGUGUUUUCUGUCUUAGACACAUUUUGCUCUAGCUUUUGAAAGAUUCAAAUUGCUUUGUAAGAUCUCUUACCAUGUUAGUUCAGUGUUAAUUAGCCAUCAAAUGGCAGUUGGGAAUGUAUUUCGUGAGCAGCGAUUAAUGCAACAUUUGUUAAAAAUACAGACAACUCUUUAGCAGUAAUCAUGCCUAUGUUUUGGAUGUUCUUUCCUGUGUAGACAAGUUUAUUUAUCUAAAAUUCAUGCAUUUAAAGGCUGGGUUUUUUAUGCCUGCUGGCAGAGCACAGUCAGAUGACUCAAAGCUGUCACGAGGCCAGUAGGAGGAAGGAUGCACCAGUGGAUAGCAGAGCUGAGUCAAUUGACAAAAAAAUUGCUAGGCUUGAUGCAGAGCUAGUGAAGUAUAAGGAUCAAAUGAAGAAAAUGAGAGAGGGACCUGCAAAGAAUACAGUAAAGCAGAAAGCAUUGAGAGUGUUAAAGCAGAAGCGAAUGUAUGAACAACAGAGGGAUAAUCUGUCACAGCAGUCUUUUAAUAUGGAACAAGCUAAUUACACUAUUCAGGCACUGAAGGAUACAAAGACAACGGUGGAUGCAAUGAAACUGGGGGUGAAAGAAAUGAAGAAAGCUUACAAGCAAGUCAAGAUUGAUCAAAUUGAGGACAUACAAGAUCAAUUGGAAGAUAUGAUGGAAGAAGCCAAUGAAGUCCAGGAGGCACUGAGUCGUAGCUAUGGAACACCAGAGAUUGAUGAAGAUGAUUUGGAAGCAGAGCUGGAUGCAUUAGGUGAUGAGCUUUUAGCUGAUGAAGACAAUUCCUACUUAGAUGAAGCUGCAUCUGCUCCAGCAAUCCCAGAGGUCACUCCUACGGACACAAAAAACAAAGAUGGCGUAUUGGUGGAUGAAUUUGGGUUGCCAAAGAUCCCUGCAACAUAAAUGUUUCUAAAGCACAGUGAACUAUACUUUUCCAAUUGUAUUAAGAAUCUUUUUUAAUUUAAAAUUCUGGAGAACUUGUCCUUCCAGUGUAACCUUAAUAUCACUACAUCCUAGAAUGCAAUUAUGAGUGGCUGGUGGUGUUCUUUCUUUGGAGAAAGUUGUUCUACUACUGACUUCUGUUAAGGGAAAAUUCAUCCCAGUUCCCUUCAGUGGAAGCAGUCAGUCUGAUAGGUUUUGAUUUCUGUAUCUUAUGGACAAAGUAACACGUGAAGACUAGUCGUGGCCGUCGAUAGCUGAGGUUUAUUUUGACUUUGUACCAUGUUUCUCUUCUUGAGACUAAGACUAUACAUUGCUGCUUACUCUCUGUAAAAUAGCUCCCUUAUUACUACGCCUGUUUGAUAAAAGAACUGAAAGCCAUUUUUAAACUACUGCAGUCCUGAGACUUUCAUGCAACUGUACUUGUAACCUUCUUGAAAACUGCUCGGGUUAUCAUUGACUUUAUGUAUUCCAUGGAGACAUAAAAUCACGUAGAUUAGCAGA